Ziziphus jujuba (common jujube) is the source of this 1539-nucleotide messenger RNA. RefSeq names its product phosphatidylserine decarboxylase proenzyme 1, mitochondrial. The coding region runs from base 35 to 1444 and encodes 469 amino acids. Gene Ontology annotation, cellular component: mitochondrion. NCBI's taxonomy places the organism in Eukaryota, Viridiplantae, Streptophyta, Magnoliopsida, Rosales, Rhamnaceae. Gene Ontology annotation, molecular function: phosphatidylserine decarboxylase activity. The record is from RefSeq and is a predicted model, not a curated record. Gene Ontology annotation, biological process: phosphatidylethanolamine biosynthetic process. The transcript has 12 exons.
CUUCGAAUGGGUCGGGUACAACUGAAAAGCCAGAAUGCAAAAUUGCGAUCCAAGCGACUCUGUCCAGACAAAGGUCCUUGCUGAGAGUGUCCCAAAACUCUUACCACAUCAUAGAAAGAUGAAAUUUGGGGGUUCACAGAGAUUCCCUGUAUUUCCUCGCCCUGUCCACCGCAAUUACCUCCAUAAGCAGCACCGCUGCUUCACUUCCUUCGUUAAAAAGUUCCAAAGAGCCACGCAAUCUCGAGCUUCUUCCAAUGGCGGCAGUGGCAGCUCCCAAGGUCAUUAUUUUUUGGUGCCUGGUGCAACUGUGGCUACGUUACUUAUGCUGAGUGUUCUUCAUGCUCGUCGUAUGUAUGAUGACAAAAAAGUUGAAGAGGCACGGGAGAAAGGAAUUGAAUCUGAGUUCCAACCUGAUAUAAAAGCUACUUACCUACAAUUGCUGCCUCUACGCUCCAUUUCCAGAUGUUGGGGUUACUUGACAAGCAUGGAGAUUCCUGUCUGGCUACGUCCGCAUGUGUAUAGAGCUUGGGCUCGGGCAUUCCAUACAAACUUGGAAGAAGUUGCUUUGCCUUUAGAUGGAUAUGCUACUUUACAAGAGUUCUUUGUUCGCACCUUGAAAGAAGGUUGCAGGCCUCUUGAUCCUGACCCACAAUGUCUGGUUAGUCCGGUUGAUGGUACAAUCUUAAGAUUUGGAGAGAUAAAAGGAGCAGGAGCUAUGAUCGAGCAAGUCAAAGGGUUUUCUUAUUCUGUUUCUUCACUUCUUGGUGCAAGCUCAUACCUUCCUAUGGUGGCUGCAGUGGAUGCAGAUGGAGAAACAGGUGAACCAGAAAACUCUUCGAGAGAGAACAGUAAGAGGUCUUGGUGGAGAGUUUCACUGGCUUCUCCUAAAUUUUGGGAUCCUAUGUCGGCAUGUCCCAUGAAAGGUCUAUUUUACUGUGUAAUUUAUUUAAAGCCUGGAGACUAUCAUCGCAUACAUUCGCCAGCUGAUUGGAAUAUUGUUAUUCGCCGGCAUUUCUCAGGUCACCUAUUUCCUGUGAAUGAACGUGCUGCAAGAACUAUCAGAAACCUUUAUAUUGAAAACGAAAGGGUUGUGCUUGAAGGUCUAUGGCCAGAAGGGUUUAUGGCAAUUGCUGCAAUUGGUGCAACAAAUAUUGGUUCAAUUAAGCUUUCAAUUGAACCAGAGCUCCAGACAAAUCGGCAAAGAGGGAAGUUAUUGCAGGCUGAGCCUCCAGAAGAACGGUUAUAUGAGCCUGAAGGAAUUGGAAUGACUGUUAAGAAAGGCGAUGAGGUAGCUUCUUUCCACAUGGGAUCAACCGUGGUGCUCAUCUUUCAGGCUCCAGUGAAAAACAAGGAUUCCUCGUCAGAGUUCAAGUUUUGUAUUCAACGAGGAGACAAAAUUCGAGUCGGAGAAGCCUUGGGAAGGUGGCGGGAUAGUAGCAACUAACAUACCUUCUGUACAGCGCAUUACAAAGUCAUUGAUAAAGUAAAUUGCAGCUGAGAUUUAUUUUAGUACAUCAAUCAAAGGAAGUGGUUUGUUUU